Arachis stenosperma is the source of this 1887-nucleotide messenger RNA. RefSeq lists its product as uncharacterized. The transcript has 5 exons. Lineage: Eukaryota; Viridiplantae; Streptophyta; Magnoliopsida; Fabales; Fabaceae. The record is from RefSeq and is a predicted model, not a curated record. Gene Ontology annotation, molecular function: nucleic acid binding. Bases 1 to 1887 code for a protein of 628 amino acids.
AUGACGAGCCAUGCCCUUCACCUCCAACAAGUUUUCCAGAUUUUAAUGGAGAACCGGCUGGUGCUGAAUGAGAAGAAAUGCACAUUCGCAAUGAGCUCGGUGGAAUACUCGAGUCACAUUGUCUCGGCACAAGGGGUCUCGGCGGAUCCUAACAAAACCACAGCGAUGCUAGAGUGGUCGGUGCCUACAGACCAGCGGGCGUUAAGGGGAUUCUUGGGCAUUAUCGGCUAUUAUAGGCGUUUUGUGCAAGGCUAUGGGAUGAUCGCCAAGCCAUUGAUGGAGUUAACAAAGCGAAAUGCGUUUGAAUGGAAUGACAAGGCCCAAGAAGCUUUCGAGAGAUUGAAGAGACUGAUGGCAGACCCACCGACUCUAGCAAUCCCGGAUUUCAAUCAAGACUUGUUAUCCCAGCAAGGCAGACCAAUAGCAUUCCUAAGCCAAGCACUAUCUCCAAGGGCCCGGCAAAAAUCUGCAUAUGAGAGGGAGUUGAUUGCCAUUGUCUUCGUUGUCCAAAAGUGGCGGCAUUACUUGUUGGGUCGCCAUUUUAUUGUUCUCACAGAUCAGCGAAGUCUGAAGUUCCUCACGGACCAGCGACUCAUGGACCCAGCUUACUUGAAGUGGACCACUAAAUUGUUAGGCUUGGAUUUUGAGGUCCGAUACCGGCCAGGCCUUGAGAAUAAGGCAGUAGAUGCGUUGUCACAACAAAUGAUGGUAAGGACAAUCUCGGUAGUGCACAUGAACCUCUGGGAAAUGGUGGAAGAGGAGAUGGCUCACGACCAAGAGCUACAAAAGAUCGUGGCCGCCCUACAGCAGGGGCUGACUAUCCAGGAGGCUGGUGGUAGCGAUUCAUUGGCGCGGCAUGAGGCAACGGGUCAGGGAUUAUGUUGCGGGCUGCCACACUUGCUAGUAAAACAAGCAUGCGGCGAUGAAAUCAGCAGGGCUGUUGCAGCCCCUACCAGUCCCGAAGAGGGUCUGGGAACACAUUACGAUGGAUUUUAUGGUGGCAUUGCCAAAAUCCAAGGCAUGGACACUAUCCUGGUAGUGAUCAAUUGGUUAACUAAGUAUGCUCACUUCAUCCCCUUAGCUCAUCCAUUUUCAGCCAAGGAGGUGGCACUAACCUUUAUUAAGGAGGUGGUUAAACUACACGGGUUUCCCAAGUCAAUCAUAUCAUAUAAGAAUAGGGUGUUCACGACACAAACAACUCCAUUUCAAGCACUUUAUGGUGUGCCAGCACCUGUUCUUUUCCGUGGAGAGACGUUUCCAUCGCAUGUUGAUAAGGUGGCAGCAUUGACUGCAGCCAAGGAUGCAGUGUUGGCAGAGCUGAAGACGCACUUGGUGCAGGCUCAGCAACGGAUGAAACAAGCAGCAGAUAGGCAUCGAAGGGAUGUCGAGUUCAAACCGGGUGAGUGGGUUUAUUUGAAAAUGCAACCUUAUCGGAUGCAGACACUAGCGCGGAGGGUCAAUGAAAAGCUAAGCCCUCGUUACUAUGGACUGUUUGAGAUGGUUGAGAGGAUAGGGGCAGUGGCAUACAUGUUAGCCAUGCCUCAAGGGUGCAGGCUCCACUCGGUCUUCCACGUUAGCAAGUUGAAAAAGGCCAUUCCGCCACAGCAGCAGGUACAGACGCUUCCACCGGGGCUAGUUGAGGAUGGCGAGUUGGUGAUGCAUCCAUCUCAGAUCGUGGCAUCACGAACCGCAAAGGACAGGGCUUUGGAGUAUUUGGUGCGCUGGGUGGGCCUCUCUCCUUGUGAGGACAGCUGGGAGCGAGCGGCGACAUUGCGGGCCACCUUUCCGGAGUUCCACCUUAAGGACGAGGUGGUUGUCCAAGGGGAGAGUAUUGAUAAAAAGGCUACUACUAACAGAUUUGGGUUGUUACAAAAGGAAAGGGAGUAA